Messenger RNA from Mus caroli (Ryukyu mouse), 1218 nucleotides. The record is from RefSeq and is a predicted model, not a curated record. Lineage: Eukaryota; Metazoa; Chordata; Mammalia; Rodentia; Muridae.
AGUUUAACAUUUCUGAUCCAGAAUACCUUAUACCUUAUAUUUGUGUUUCCUUCUCCUCACAUAUUCAUCUAUCACAUGGGAAGUGUCAUGAUUUACUGUUUUCCUACCAGUCGUGAACACAGAAACUGGAACAUCAUCACACAUCUGACAAGACUGAAAGAGUGUUUCAGUCACCUCUGGUCAUUGUCAAGUGGAAGUAAUUUACAACCUAAUAUUCUAGCCCCAUGGAACUGUAUAAUUUAACAAGUAACCUGGAAUUCCUUCUCCUUGGACUCUCAGAGGACCCUGAAUUACAACCUGUCUUAUUUGCACUAUUCCUGCUCAUAUACCUGCUCACUGUGAUUGGAAAUGUGCUCAUCAUCUUGGCCAUCAGCUGUGAUUCCUACCUCCACAGCCCAAUGUAUUUCUUCCUCUACAACCUUUCAUUGUCUGACAUGGGCUUCAGCAGCACCACCAUCCCCAAAAUGCUGAUAAACUUGCAUGCCCAUAACAGAACCAUAACUUAUGCUGAAUGCCUAACCCAGGUAUCUUUCUUUUUUCUUUUUGGGUGUAUGGACAGCGUUCUACUGGCAGUGAUGGCCUAUGACCGAUGGGUGGCCAUUUGUCACCCUCUACACUACCAAGUCAUUCUGAAUCCUCGUCUGUGUAGAUAUUUGGUUGUAAUGUCAUUUUGUAUCAGUCUCAUUGAUUCACAGGUGCACUGCUUUAUGGUGUCACAACUAAAAUUUUGUACUAAUAUAGAAAUCCCUCAUUUCUUUUGUGAUGUUCCAGAGCUUCUAAAACUUGCCUGUUCUGACACCUCUAUAAAUAGCAUAGUUAUUUUUCUUGUCAGUAUCAUUGUUGGAUUCCUCCCUGCCUCAGGAAUCUUUUACUCUUACUAUAAAAUUAUUUCCUCCAUUGUUAGAGUUCCUUCAUCUGGGGGGAAAUGUAAAGCGUUCUCUACUUGUGGAUCUCAUCUGUCAGUUGUUUGCUUAUUUUAUGGGACAGGUCUUGGUGUGUACCUUAGCUCAUCUAUUUCUAGUUCUUCCAAGGAAAGUGUGGUGACUUCAGUAAUGUAUACCAUGGUGGUUCCCAUGAUGAACCCCUUCAUCUACAGCUUGAGGAACAAGGAUAUCAAAAAGGCCCUCCAGAAAAUUUUCAGUCAAAUAAUAUGUUACCUACCUAUAUAAUCCCCUAAUAUAUAGUUUCUUAAAUUGUGGGCCUCACAAUUGAGAAUGG